Molecule: messenger RNA, 453 nt
Organism: Belonocnema kinseyi
Lineage: Eukaryota; Metazoa; Arthropoda; Insecta; Hymenoptera; Cynipidae
Product: glutaredoxin domain-containing cysteine-rich protein CG31559-like
Exons: 3
Coding region: 1-453 (150 amino acids)
Source: RefSeq, a predicted model, not a curated record
AUGAUAAAUGAUGUACUACGAGCAAUAUUUUUGACAAACCAUUGCCUCGUUUUAGAUCACGCCUCGUUGUCUGUCGCACAUGGUAGAAAGAGAGGUCCGUUCGACUUGAGGCAUCGGAGUUCCACUGCUGGUCCGAAUUACAAAACUAAAGAUGCCGGAAAGGUGGUGAUGUACUCUACGACGAUGGGAAUCGUCAGAGAAACAUAUUACGCUUGCAUGAAAGUCAAACAAAUUUUAAGGACGCAUUUGGUCAAAUACGAAGAAAGGGAUAUGUUCAUGAGCAGUGAGUCGCAGUCUGAGCUUAGAGACAGAAUUGGCUCUACUAUCAUUCAAGUGCCACAACUUUUCAUCGAUGGGCAAUACAUUGGAGAUGCUUACCGAGCCAAGCCAAAACAUUCACUGAAUCAGUGCGACAAAAAGUGGGGACACUUUCAAGCGACACCGUAUCCAUGA